UCUGAAGAGACUUUUAAUAGCGAGCAUAAUGGCAGCGGACGGUGGCGGACAAGAAGUGGUUCGCGUUUUCAACAGUAAUGCUCUUCAUAUGAAAAGUAAAGGCAAGACAAGGGAAGGAGUGAAUGAUGUCUUAACCCAAGGGGAUCUGUUGUCGCACCGACUGAUGGUUCACUCGCUGUCCGCUUCAUUUCCUGGCCUUAGAAUCAUAUCAGAAGAGCACUCGUCAGUAGAGGACAAUGCGCUGGAGAUCACACCCAUUCAUGUCAGCGAUGAACUCCUGUAUGACGACAAGUACUCCAAACUGCCCUUUGGUCUCGAAAUACCUUUAGGGGAACUGACCGUUUGGGUGGACCCUCUCGACGCAACUAAAGAAUACUCGGAAGGUUUGACCAAAUAUGUCACUACAAUGGUAUGCAUCGCCAGAAAUGGUGAGCCUAUCAUUGGUGUCAUUCAUAAACCAUUCAGUUCUGAAACGUAUUGGUCGUGGAAGGGGAACGGCAUGUCAUCUAACAUAGAAUCAGCCCUAAAGACAUACAAUAAAACAAAGGAUACGUUCCGUGCGAUCGUCUCUCGAUCUCAUGCCGGAGACGUGGACUCUAUUAUCAAGAAGUCAUUGAGUAAUGAAUAUAAAGACAUAGAAGUGAUUCCAGCGGCCGGUUCUGGCUAUAAGACAUAACUUAAU
Messenger RNA from Oppiella nova, 682 nucleotides. The record is from the annotation of a GenBank genome assembly. Lineage: Eukaryota; Metazoa; Arthropoda; Arachnida; Sarcoptiformes; Oppiidae.